This is a messenger RNA of Coregonus sp. 'balchen', 515 nucleotides long. The record is from the annotation of a GenBank genome assembly. NCBI's taxonomy places the organism in Eukaryota, Metazoa, Chordata, Actinopteri, Salmoniformes, Salmonidae.
AUGCCAGAGAUUCAGGAGACCAUGAAGACACCAAUAAAUCUGUCCAUUAUGAUUUAUGAUUUGUGUCCAGGCAGAGCCCCUGCUACAAGAGCCCCGCUGAGUUUGUCUCAGACAUCCGACUAAUCUUCAGGAACUGUGCAGCGUUCAAUCAGCUAGCAAUACAGCACUAACUUGCCCCAGAAGAGUCCUCUUGCCUAAGGUUACACAAACAUGUAAAUUGCUCUGUUAUUGUGAGUGGACUAACUGUUUUACAGUGUUUCUGUCAUUUACAUUUUAGUUUUAGCAGACGCUCUUAUCCAGAGAUAAGUGUCCUCUCUCCCAUGUCAGGCUGACACUGAGGUUGCCCUGCAGGGAGAAACCUGGAGAGGUUCUUUGAGGAGCAGCUAAAGAGCCUAUACCCUAAAUGAAUGUUUCCAGAGGUCAAGUCUGAGGUCAUCAGUCCUGUGACCCUUCCCAUCUCUCCUCCCCCUCCCACAGCCCAUGAUGAGGAAUGCUCCCAGCAUGCAAAGUGUUAG